Messenger RNA from Gracilinanus agilis (Agile Gracile Mouse Opossum), 909 nucleotides. Its product is annotated as sulfotransferase 1C4-like. Gene Ontology annotation, molecular function: sulfotransferase activity. Bases 1 to 909 code for a protein of 302 amino acids. Gene Ontology annotation, cellular component: cytoplasm. NCBI's taxonomy places the organism in Eukaryota, Metazoa, Chordata, Mammalia, Didelphimorphia, Didelphidae. The transcript is spliced from 7 exons. Gene Ontology annotation, biological process: sulfation. The record is from RefSeq and is a predicted model, not a curated record.
AUGUCCAAAGAGAAGGAAAAAGAGACAAUGGAGGCAAAGUGGAAUCAGAUGCCCAGAGAAGAAGUUUCUGAAGUAAGAGGAGUUGUUAUGCUAAAGAGUACCUGUGAUACUUGGAAUAAAAUCUGGGACUUCCAAGCCAAACCUGAUGAUCUACUCAUUUCUUCCUAUCCUAAGGCAGGAACAACAUGGCUGCAAGAGAUUGUAGAUAUGAUACGGAAUAACGGAGAUGUUGAAAAAACAAGAAGGGCUCCUAUUAACGUACGAAAUCCUUUCCUUGAAAGAAUAAACCUACCCUAUGUUGGAGUGACCCGAGCUAAUGAUAUGCCUUCACCAAGAGUCCUAAAAACCCAUCUUCCAGUGCAACUUCUACCUCCAUCCUUUUGGGAAGAAAACAGUAAGAUCAUCUACGUGGCAAGAAAUGCCAAGGAUAACCUGGUGUCUUUUUUCCAUUUCCAAAGGAUGAAUAAAGCACUUCCAGAUCCAGGAACUUGGGAAGAGUAUUUUGAAACAUUCUUGACAGGGAAGGGUCUGUGGGGCUCCUGGUUUAGCCAUGUUAAAGGAUGGUGGGAAGCAAAAGAUGUUUAUCCCAUUCUCUACCUCUUCUACGAAGACAUUAAGAAAAACCCCAAACACGAAAUUGAGAAGGUGAUGCAGUUCCUGGGGAAGAACCUGGAUGAAAAUAUUUUAGCCAAAAUUGUCCAUUACACUUCAUUUAAUGUAAUGAAGAAGAAUCCCAUGGCAAACUACACAUUUGUUCCAGAAAUGAAUCAUAAUGUUUCCCCAUUCAUGAGGAAAGGCACUGUUGGAGAUUGGAAAAAUUAUUUCACAGUAGCUCAGAAUGAGAGAUUUAAUGAAAUCUAUAAGGCGAAAAUGGCUGAUACUACACUCUCUUUCUCCAUGGACUACUAA